AUGCAUCAAACUGGAAAUUCAAUCAAGCUACUCACAGGUAACUCACACCCUAGAUUAGCAGAACAAGUUGCAGCUCGACUGGGUAUCCCUUUAACACCAGUCCACGUUUCAAAAUUCUUGUCACUAGAAACAUCUGUUCAGAUUCAUUCUUCAGUUAGAGACGAAGAUGUUUUCAUUCUCCAAUCACCUUCUCCCCCUGAUAUCAAUGAUCACUUAAUGGAAUUGUUAAUCAUGAUUUCUGCUUGUAAAACAGCUUCUGCGAAACGAAUUACAGCUGUUAUCCCUUGUUAUCCUUAUGCGAGACAAGAUAAGAAAGAUAAAUCAAGAGCUCCAAUCACUGCCAAACUCGUCGCAAACUUGCUUGCAGUGGCAGGAGCAGAUCAUGUGAUAACAAUGGAUCUACACGCUUCGCAAAUUCAAGGUUUCUUCAAUAUUCCAGUCGAUAAUCUAUUCUCAGAACCGAGCAUGGUACAAUAUAUCAAGCAGGAAGUCGACGGGUGGAGAAACGCGAUUAUCGUCAGUCCAGAUGCUGGAGGUGCUAAGAGAGCAACAGGUUUAGCCGAUACUCUGAAUCUUGAUUUCGCAUUAAUCAAUCGAAAACGACGUAGAGAUAUGGCUGCGUCAAUAACUUUACCUACUGUACCACCCACCCCCACAGGAUCAGAUUCAGGUUCAUCACCUGGAGAUGACGAUGAUCCGUAUUUCGUUGAAAAGAUGGAAUUGCUUGUAGGAGACGUUAAGGGGAAAGUAGCGAUCUUGAUUGAUGAUAUGAUUGAUUCUGGUCAUACCAUAAGAUUGGCAGCGGGUGUUUUGAGAGAAAACGGUGCUCAAGAAGUUUACGCUUUGAUCAGUCAUGGUCUCUUGUCAGAUACAACAAUGGAGAAUUUGAGAGACCUUCCAGUUAAAAAAUUGAUAGUGACAAAUUCGAUAGAUCAAACAGAUCGAAUUACAGCUACUCAAGAUAAAAUUGAUAUUAUAGAUAUCGCACCCGUUAUCGCUGAAAGUAUAAGAAGAACUCAUAACGGUGAAUCUAUCUCAGCUUUAUUCAGACCCAAUGAAUUGCACUUCUAG
This is a messenger RNA of Kwoniella shivajii, 1071 nucleotides long. RefSeq lists its product as uncharacterized. Gene Ontology annotation, cellular component: ribose phosphate diphosphokinase complex; cytoplasm. Gene Ontology annotation, biological process: 5-phosphoribose 1-diphosphate biosynthetic process; purine nucleotide biosynthetic process; ribonucleoside monophosphate biosynthetic process. NCBI's taxonomy places the organism in Eukaryota, Fungi, Basidiomycota, Tremellomycetes, Tremellales, Cryptococcaceae. Gene Ontology annotation, molecular function: magnesium ion binding; ribose phosphate diphosphokinase activity. The transcript is spliced from 8 exons. The coding region runs from base 1 to 1071 and encodes 356 amino acids. The record is from RefSeq and is a predicted model, not a curated record.